UACCAUUGGUCGGUUGUAAUUGAUCCCACUUAUCAUGGACCAUAAAAAAUAAAAAACUAAUAACUUAUAAAGUUUUAGCAAAAGAAAAACAAAAAAUUAAAAAAGACAUUGUCUCGCCCUAAACUCCCUUCUCUUCCCUUCUUUCAGCCUCCCAGGCCCAGCCAUCCGAGCCUUCCUCCAAUCCCAGGAGAUAUAUAUACUAUUAUUUGAGGGAAACUGGUUGAGAAAAUUUCGAUUUGAUUAAUGGCUGCUCCACCAGCUAGGGCUCGGGCUGAUUAUGAUUAGCUUAGUAAUCUUCUGUUGAUCGGCGACAGAGGUUUUCAUAUAAUCCGAUUUGGUUGGAAUAUUUGGUAUAUGGAUUUGGCUGGAACAUCAUAUUGGUGCUAUAGAUGCAGUCGAAUCAUUAACGUAGGAAUCCAAGUUCCGGUCCAAGAUACCUUACUUUGUCUGCAUUGUGGUGGCGGAUUUGUUGAAGAAAUGCAGAACUCAACCCCAACUAGAUCCCCAAUCCAUAAUCGGUUUCCAGCUGCUGCUAUGUACCUUGACAAUACCCCCAAUCCAGAGAUUCGUAGUUAUGGCCAAAGGCUGCGCCGCAGCCAAAGAAGUAGUCGUGACCGCUCGCCUUUUAACCCUGUUAUUGUCCUUCGUGGCGUCGCUGAGGGUAGCGAGGGCGGCAGCAACAACGGAGAAGAAAUGAAUGGUACUGAUCGAAGUAACUUUGAGCUAUAUUACGAUGAUGGUGUUGGAACUAGUCUUCGGCCCAUACCUCCUAGCAUUUCUGAUUUUUUUAUGGGUUCAGGAUUUGACCGCCUUUUGGAUCAAUUGUCACAGUUAGAAAUUAAUGGGGUUGGGAGAAUGGAUCAUCCUCCAGCGUCCAAAGCGGCUAUUGAAUCCAUGCCCAUUAUCAAGAUUGUGGCAAACCAUAUAUCCACGGAAUUACACUGUGCUAUUUGUAAGGAGGAAUUUGAGCUCAAUUCAGAAGCUCGAGAGAUGCCCUGCAAGCAUAUCUACCAUACAGACUGUAUCCUUCCGUGGCUUUCACUUCGUAACUCUUGCCCUGUUUGUCGCCAUCAACUGCCCACUGAUGUGCGUGGGUGUCGCAGAAACUCCCCAGAGUCUGCUGAUGGGGUUGGGGAUGAAGAAACAAUGGGUUUAACAAUAUGGAGGCUUCCGGGUGGUGGUUUUGCUGUUGGGAGGUUUACAGGUGGUAGGCGAGCCGCUGAGCGUGAGCUUCCUAUCGUUUUCACUGAAAUGGAUGGUGGUUUUAAUACCACUGGUGCUCCAAUAAGGAUCGCAUUUCAGUCUAGUGGAAGUAUUUCAAGGGAGAGGGGCCGAGUGGGACGAGCAUUUCACAAUUUUUUCUCAUUUUUUGGGAGGCUCAGAAGGUCAUCCACUCGGUCUGGUGCUGAACCGAAUCUAACUCGAAGGAGUCCUUCUAGUACCAUUUUCAGUAGAGCAAGGCGCAGCCAACGCUGGACAUUAGAUGAUAGCCGAUGAGGAGUGUUUUAGUUCCUCUUUUCCUUCUUUGGAACCAAGUAUAGGAGGGGGGGAGUGGAUUCUUUACUUCUCAAUUUGUAGGUUCACUUUCUUACUAAGAUUGUUGUACUUGUAGUGUAUUUCUUAAAGUUAUAAUUUUUGUUGUAUAUUAUUGUAAUUGUGUUGUUUAUUUGCUGUACAUAGCAUACAUGACUACGAAGUGAAGAAUCUUUCCAAUGUAAUUCUGUUGAAGGAGAGGAAAUUCUGCAAUGGCAGCAAAUUAGAAAGAUAUAUUAGAGGGAUGUAACCAUUGUUUUAGAACUUGUAUUAUCACUGUUUUUCUAUUAAAAAGUUCCAUUACUUGCCCUU
This is a messenger RNA of Cannabis sativa, 1845 nucleotides long. Its product is annotated as probable E3 ubiquitin-protein ligase RHC2A. The coding region runs from base 355 to 1497 and encodes 380 amino acids. Gene Ontology annotation, cellular component: cytoplasm. The record is from RefSeq and is a predicted model, not a curated record. NCBI's taxonomy places the organism in Eukaryota, Viridiplantae, Streptophyta, Magnoliopsida, Rosales, Cannabaceae. Gene Ontology annotation, biological process: protein ubiquitination. The transcript has 3 exons. Gene Ontology annotation, molecular function: ubiquitin protein ligase activity.